AUGUCGCUCCUUAAGAAUCAUACAACUGCUUCAAGAAAACAAUGGACCAUAAAAGUUGUUCGAUUUUUUGUAAAGGAUUUACAGAAAAACCACAUCGACGAGCAUGGCUACUCGGGCUUUCACGCAGCUUGCAUGGCUGGCGACCUAGUAACAGUACGCCGAUUCAUAAAUGAAGGUAUCGACGUUAAUUUCGACUCGUGGAAAUGUUCACCCUUGCACAUCGCCGCCCAAUAUCGACAAGAAUGCAUCGUACAACUUUUAUUGGAGAAUGCAGCCAACCCAAAUCAGGAGGACCACCUAAAGUCGACUCCUCUGCACGCCCUCGCGUGGAUGUGUCUGUGCGAUUGCGGCUCUUAUGAAUCUUUUUGUGAUUAUAGAAAACCAGUAGAGAAGAUCGUUGAAAUGCUCGUUAAGAAAAAAGCGAACAUCGAAGCACGAAAUGAGUACGGAGAUUCCCCGCUGCAGUUGGCGGUUUGCCGUUAUGAUAAGCAGCUCGUUAAGUCGCUCUUGAAACACGGGGCGAGUCUGGACAGUUUGAAUGAAGAAAAAAUAUUUAGUCAGAAUUUUGAAUCAAUUGAGUUGAAAAACUAUCCUUUGACUUUUAACAUUAUCGAGGUGAUACAAUUAUUGCAGUCAGCUGGCUAUAUACUGGACUUCAAAACUAGAUUUUUGAUGCUCAAAUGUUGGAUGAGAGUAAGAGGGAACGCUGAUCUUUUUAUGACUGAUUAUUACACAUUGAAUCUUCCGUACCUUGUCUGCCGGACAAUUGCCGAAAACAUGAGUGACGAAGAUAUCCUUCAUCUAUGUGAGCAUACAAACGAAGAAAAUUUAGAAUAG
Molecule: messenger RNA, 837 nt
Organism: Trichogramma pretiosum
Lineage: Eukaryota; Metazoa; Arthropoda; Insecta; Hymenoptera; Trichogrammatidae
Product: 26S proteasome non-ATPase regulatory subunit 10-like
Exons: 3
Coding region: 1-837 (278 amino acids)
Molecular function (GO): protein binding
Source: RefSeq, a predicted model, not a curated record